This is a messenger RNA of Camelina sativa (false flax), 732 nucleotides long. The record is from RefSeq and is a predicted model, not a curated record. NCBI's taxonomy places the organism in Eukaryota, Viridiplantae, Streptophyta, Magnoliopsida, Brassicales, Brassicaceae.
AUGUCAUUGGUGGGAAGCUUAACGGGAGGCACACGUCAAGCGUCUUCUUCCAUGAGGGUGGUUCGAGCUUCUGCUGCAGUGGGCGUGGUCGAUGGGAAGAUAUAUGUAUUGGGAGGUUUCGAACAUUUCUGCUCAAUUUCCCGCAAGUGGGGAGAAGUUUUUGACCCAAAGACGCAGACUUGGGAUGACUUGCCAAUGCCGCCAUCGAAUAAGUACAACCUAAACUACCCCUUAAUGUACGAAAGCGCCGUGAUGGACGAGAAGGUUUUCGCUUUGAACGGGGCGGGUAGAGGAUACUUUGGUGUGAUGCAAAUGAAUUGGAUUGGCGCAAACACGAGGGGAAGGUGUGGAGAGAGGUCAUGGGAUUGGAAACUCUUAACGGACACUCUAUGUGACUCCAAGCUAGUCAACUAUGGUGGGAGGAUGUCAGAGUCUGCAGAUCAUUGGAAGUCAUGCAAAAGGAAGAGGGUGUGGCAUGGAUUGACUAAUGAACUUGACAGAUUGCUUCCGGGGCACAAACUUAGUAACUCUGGUCCUAACAUGUUACUCUUUUGGGACGUGUUUGGUCCUGAGAAAUUGGAGAUUUGGUGUGCAGAGAUCUCUUUAAGAAGAUGCAAUGAGAGAGUUGAGAUUUGCGGCAAGAUUGAGUGGUCGGAAGCUGUCAUGACAUUCAAAACUCCUCUACAUCAGCAUCACUGUAAGCUUUUGUAUUCUCUUUCUCUCAAUUUCUGA